This is a messenger RNA of Phragmites australis (common reed), 564 nucleotides long. RefSeq names its product ethylene-responsive transcription factor ERF036-like. Gene Ontology annotation, molecular function: DNA-binding transcription factor activity; DNA binding. The coding region runs from base 5 to 556 and encodes 183 amino acids. Lineage: Eukaryota; Viridiplantae; Streptophyta; Magnoliopsida; Poales; Poaceae. The transcript has a single exon. Gene Ontology annotation, biological process: regulation of DNA-templated transcription. The record is from RefSeq and is a predicted model, not a curated record.
AACAAUGCCUCCGGUCACGAGCAGCAGCAGCUCCCAGUCGUCGCAGCAGCAGUACAGGGGCGUGCGGAAGCGGAAGUGGGGCAAGUGGGUGUCGGAGAUCCGGCAGCCCGGCACCAAGACGCGCAUCUGGCUCGGCAGCUUCGAGUCGGCCGAGAUGGCCGCGGUGGCGCACGACGUGGCCGCGCUGCGGCUGCGGGGACGCGACGCGCAGCUCAACUUCCCCGGGUCCGUCGGCUGGCUGCCCCGGCCGGCGAGCUCGCACCCGGGCGACGUCCGCGCCGCGGCGGCCGAGGCCGCCGACCGGGUGCGGUGCGACCCGGCGCUGGUGGUGGCGCGGUGCGACGAGUACGGGUUCGGACUCGGAGCCGCGCCGGGCCGGGCGGUCGAGCUGGCCGGGAGCGACGAGGAGUUCGACCUGGAACUGGACUACUCGCCCAGGCUGUGGGCCGAGAUGGCGGAGGCCAUGCUCCUGGACCCGCCGAGCUGGGACACGGGCGUCGGCGAGACGGAGGUGGCGCAGUGUUGGUCGCACGGGUCCUUGUGGGACGCCUGCUAGCCGCUACC